Messenger RNA from Papaver somniferum (opium poppy), 2821 nucleotides. RefSeq lists its product as uncharacterized. NCBI's taxonomy places the organism in Eukaryota, Viridiplantae, Streptophyta, Magnoliopsida, Ranunculales, Papaveraceae. The record is from RefSeq and is a predicted model, not a curated record. The transcript has 2 exons. Bases 1452 to 2360 code for a protein of 302 amino acids.
UCUUUGGUUUUGAUCGCACCACUGCAGUUGCUCUAAGCUGAGUAAACUUUACAUUGCUCUGAUAUUCUCUGCACUGCUAUUUCCGAGAAGUAAGCGUAUUCCCCGCUUGAGUAUUUAUAUGGGAUAAUUAGAGUUUAGUACUCAGGUUUAGACCAACAUUAGGUUUCGGUCUAACAUUUGUCCAACGUUAGGCCUUGAUAUGACUGGAUGUUGACCGUGGUUGACUGUUUACGACGGCUUGGAUGUAAGAGAACAAUUAACCCUAAUACUUCAUUCUUGUUCCUCCGCAUCCAUUUCCAACUCAAUCUUCGUCUUCUUCAACACCCAUUCUCUUCACCGAUCAGUUCGAUUAACACCACAUCUGAAUCAAAUUAAACCCUAAACCCUAACCAUUGUUCAUCUCCAACUCAUGUUCUUCCCUCUUUAUCGUAUCACCUGCUCCCUGUAACAAAUUCAAGCAGCAAACUCCAUCUUUGUAACAGCGUAACAACUCAAAUUUCUUCUCUUAAAUUCCCAAAUCUUUAUCAAUUUCAGAUCACUUCAAACAGACAAAACCCAUAUUAAUUGAUCCAAGUGAAAACCCCAAUUUAAUUUCAUAUAUCGAAAUCCCCCAAUCUUUGAAUCAAGCAAACCCUUUCUACUGAAUCAAAUCAAACCUCAAUUUCUGGAUCAAAACCCCAAUUUUGCCUAAUUAAAACCCCAUUUCCUAAAUCAAAAUCCCACUUUUACCAAAUCAAAAACUUAAUUUCACUAAUAGAAACCCUAAUAUUUGUUGUUAUUUUCUGAACUGGUGGUGUUGGUUAAGAUGGAGUGGUGUUAUAUAAGUGGUGGAUAUCGCGAUGCUGAUGAAGAAAUGACUAUGGAGGCUGUGAUGGUCUCUUCCUGCCAAUGGUAUCGAUGAGUUAAGAGGAAGAAAUUGAAAGGUAAAGAGACGAAGAAACUGAACCGGUGGUCGGAAGAUGGAAGAGAAGAAGGUGGGAGUGGGAUCGAGAGUUCAAAGUUGGGUUAGGUUAGGUUCGCGAAGCGUGUAAAAUGUAUGUGUGACUAUAAGGGUGAUUUAGUCCAAAUAAAGAGUAAAUAGUAGAUGGCAUAAUGUUUUAUUUUUUUUAAUAAUUACUAAACAGAAGUCAAAAUUUAACAUGGUCAACUAGGAUCAAUAUCCAGUACAUGGUCAACUAGGAUCAAUAUCCAGUCCAGGUACCAAGUGCUAAUGUUGGACAAAUGUUAGAUCAUAGCCUAGUGUUGAUCUAAACCUGAGUACUAAACUCCAAUUAUCCUAUUUAUAUUUGUUAGACGAUGCUGACAACUUAAAGCUAUACAGAUUUGAUGAAGAGGUAGCGAAAUUUCUGAGGGAUGGCAUUCAAACAGCUAAGAAUGCAAAAACUAAAUAUAGGUAUGUGAGCGGCUGUUUGCACAUCAUUGAGUGUCUAUACUCUCAAGAAAAACUUCCCAUGAUUCAUAGCCAGAACAGAUGUGAACAACAGAAGGAAAAUGAAGUAGAGACGGAUGAGUCCACGUCUGAGCUAGAUACACCAUUCUCGUGCAAAAGACCACGAAGUGAUACUGGAAACUGCUCUGUGAAAUACCGUCUCAAAAAGGAGCCACGGUCAGAAAACAGUAAGGCUGAGGUUAUUAACAUUGACGAUGACAGUAGUGAUGAAGAUGUUAACGAAGAAGAUGACUAUGAAGAAGACGAAGAAGCGACGGAUGAUGAAGAACAGUUCCACGAGGUACCUAAAUCUUUUUUGGCAGCGAAAAGAGAGAGGAUCGACAAUGCACCAUCACCAUCUGAGUAUAUGAGCCCUGGUCAACUAUUUGAAGGGCAGCAUCGCAGUGAUUGUGUGGUUCUCAAUGAUGGAAAAUGUGAAAAUGUAGGAGGCUUCAGUGUUCUUAAAACACAAGCAAAGUUAUAUGAGAAAAUAUGGUUGAAAUAUGGCCAUUUCGCUUCGAACAAAGUUUUAAAAGAUUCGUAUGCCCAAGUAUCGGUUGUCUCAGGAAUAAUGACUACUAUUAUUAAUAUGCAUCGUCGUCGUUUUUCUGAUCUGACAUCCGAGAUUAUUGAGGUUUGGGAGGAUACCAUACAGAACGCUGAGAAAGUUGAAUUCAACAUUAGGUGGGUUCGUGAGUGGUUGGAGGAUGUAAAAAAAGAUUUCUUUGAAAAAGAGAAGCUUGCGGCUGCAUUUAUCGAGCAGGAUGAACUAUUACGGGCAGAAAAUAAAAAGUCCAUUGCAGCGAAGAAUGCCUUGGAGGAGGCAGAAAGGAAUAUUGCUGCUUUAAAAACAAAAAUUAAUCUCUUGAUCAAGGAUAGGCGAAAGUAUGAAGAGAAAGACAGCCAUUUACUCUCCCAAGGGCGGUUGUAGUUGGAUGAGCAUGGCUGUUGGUGGUGUACAUUUUGGUUGAAUUAGACUUUUUGGAUGAAGAAAAAAAGAGAAAAAUCUGUUAUCUGAAUACAGAAACACAUAAUCUCUGAUCAUUCAAAUGUUAAAAACUCUUGUACAGUGUCUAACAUUGAGAUGUUUUGAAGCUUAAGUUCUGCUCCAGAAGUUUUUGUUAACUACAAAUUUGGGGCUUUAAAGGCAGGAAGUUGUUUCAUCAAGUUCAACUUGUACUACUCACCAAACUAUAAUAUACUUUUUGUACAAAGAAUUGUAGAGCGCAGGAAAUUAACCAAGGUUGAAAUCCAGAGAGAGUUCUGCGUACUUUUUCUUUGAUAGGCAAAAACCCGACCUAGACCCCUAUCCAAAUCCGGCCAGUUGGACUAGCACAUUGCUAGACCCAACCUCCGGUUAUUUCUGGCCUACACUAAACAACAUAUGGGGUC